AUGAAUCGCGGUGAAGCCCGCGUCGACGUUUAUGCUAAAUGGAAAUCGUUGUACGGUGAUUUUUGUCACUAUUGGAUAGGACCAUUUCGUUUCUACAUGGUCAGUCGUCUCGAUAUUAUUCAACACAUUUACAGUAAUAGACAGAUCUAUGAAACAUCUGACUUUGGUAAACGUAUAUUCGGUCUUCAAGUACCAUCGGGAUUGAUUUCACUGCGUGGGGCUGAAUAUAAACGUCAUGCACGUAUUAUGUUACCUAUGUUCAAAAAAGCCAAAGUUGCCUGUCAUCUAAACUCUAUUAUUGAUUGUACGGAUCGAUUAAUUCAAUAUUGGCGACAGCAGGACAAAACAUUAAAUGAAAAUAUUGUAAGUGAAUCGAAACAUCUGUUACUCGAUAUAUUUGCGUUUAUUGCAUUCGAUUAUGAUUUACAAAUGAUUGAACAUGGCAAACGAGAUAAGAAAGAUCUAGCAAAAGCUCUCGAUACUUUUUUCAAAUUUCAUCGAAAAAUUAUUGAAUAUGUAUUUGUUCCAGAAGUCAUACUUCGAUGGUGGCUCAACUGGAAUUCAGAGUAUCAACAGGCGGUGAGAACGCUACGUCAAACAUGUGACAAUAUUAUUGCUCAAGAAAAUGAACAUUCGUCAAUGAAAGAACAAAGUUCAAAACCAAACAAUUUAAUUGCACUACUCAUGUCAUCGUUGCAAGAAAAUGAACAAGAAGAAGCGAAAAAGCCAGAGGCAGAAAAACAGGGCAAGUCAAGAUUUUUUCAUUUCUGUCAGACCUUGAAAUAG
This is a messenger RNA of Didymodactylos carnosus, 786 nucleotides long. The record is from the annotation of a GenBank genome assembly. NCBI's taxonomy places the organism in Eukaryota, Metazoa, Rotifera, Eurotatoria, Philodinida, Philodinidae.